This is a messenger RNA of Aspergillus ibericus CBS 121593, 537 nucleotides long. RefSeq lists its product as uncharacterized. The transcript has 2 exons. The annotation marks the transcript as partial. Lineage: Eukaryota; Fungi; Ascomycota; Eurotiomycetes; Eurotiales; Aspergillaceae. The record is from RefSeq and is a predicted model, not a curated record.
UUGUCCCACUUAUGCUUGAGGAAAGGCGUUGCCUACUGUGGCACUUGCAUCCAUCUUCACACCAAUUCACAAUGGGUUUCUUCCAUCACCACCACCACAACCCUCCUCCUCCCGGUCCUCAGGGACCCCCUCCUCCAGGCCCCGAGCCUUGGAACCGUCCAGGUGGCCCUCCCGGUCCUCCGCCACCGGGUCCCCCUGGCCCUGGCCAUCAUCACCCUCCCGGACCUCCUCCCGGACCUAGAGAGCCCUGGGACCGCCCUGGUCCUCCUGGCCCCCCUCCUCCGGGUCCCAGGGAUCCUUGGGAUCGCCCUGGCGGCCCCCCAGGCCCUCCUCCCCCGGGACCAAGAGAUCCCUGGGACCGUCCUGGUGGCCCCCCCGGUCCUCCCCCGCCUGGCCCCAGAGACCCCUGGGACCGUCCCGGUGGUCCCCCGGGCCCUCCGCCUCCAGGGCCUAGAGAUCCCUGGGGUCGUCCGGAAGGCCCUCCUGGGCCCCCUCCUGGUCCUAGAGAGCCUUGGGACCGCCCUGGUCCUCCCGGUC